AGACUGAAUGUCAUAACUAACAACCCACAAAAUGAAAGAAACUGCAUUAAUUAGCGUUUUAGCUCUAGCUUUAUUCCUCCUUAAGGUCUCAGCCAAAACAUCUCUUCCCUUUCAUUUGUCAGACAGUUCAGCAUCAUCAUCAUCAGCCAAGCUAUCAGGCUUACCGACCCUAUGCGGAGAAGCUGUUGGUGGUAGAGAAUGCCCUGAUGGGAAGUGUUGUAGUCUAGAGGGUUAUUGUGGAACAGGAGAAGCCUACUGUGCUCCUGAAAACUGUCAAAGUAAUUGCGAUGAGCCACCAGAGCCAGAGCUAGAAUGCGGAGAUCAAGCUGGUGGUAAAGAAUGUCCUAAUGGAGAGUGUUGUAGUAUAUUUGGUUCGUGUGGAACCACAGAAGACCAUUGUUGGAAACCUUUUUGUCAAAGUCAGUGCAAUGAGCCACCAUUGCCACCAGAGCCAGAGAGAUGCGGAAGGGAAGGUGGUGGUAAAGAAUGUCCUACGGGAGAGUGUUGUAGUGUAUUUGGUUCCUGUGGAACCACAGAAGAACAUUGUGAGGAACCUUUUUGUCAGAGUCAGUGCAAAACUAGUCUAAACAAGAAUCGCAUGCUGAGAGGCACUCGAAGCUUCUUCCUCAAUGCUCUCUAAGUGCAUGCUAGCUAGCUCCUAUAUAUUGAAGAUGUACUUUUACUCCUCUUUUGGGUCUAGUCAAAUGUUUGGAUAUUAAUGUAUUGUGUGUAAUUGUAAUGCAUAUGAAAUGCAUUAUUGAUUAAUAUAAUAUAGAGAUUAUGGUCCAAA
Capsicum annuum is the source of this 790-nucleotide messenger RNA. Its product is annotated as chitin-binding lectin 1-like. Lineage: Eukaryota; Viridiplantae; Streptophyta; Magnoliopsida; Solanales; Solanaceae. Gene Ontology annotation, molecular function: chitin binding. The record is from RefSeq and is a predicted model, not a curated record. Bases 32 to 640 code for a protein of 202 amino acids. The transcript has a single exon.